AUGUCAUUGAAACUCAACGGCCAUCUACAGUCUCUCUGUACCCAGCGUGUCCUCCUCACCCUCGCUGAAAAGGGAGUAAAGGAUUUUGAACUGGUCUCAGUUGAUUUCAUGACAGGGGAGCACAAGCUGCCAGCAUACACUGAGAAGCAUCCAUUCGGCCUGAUCCCACUGCUCGAGGAUGGCGACUUUAAGCUUUUUGAGUCAAGAGCUAUUGCCCGCUAUAUCGCAACCAAGUUUCAUGGCCAGGGUACUCCUCUUACUCCUGCACCUGGCGAUGUCCAGAGCUGGGCCCUGUUUGAACAAUGGGCCUCUGUUGAGCAGAACUUCACCGCUUAUGCUGAUCAGAUCCUGACGCAGAAAUUGUGGAAUGGCUUUAGGGGUCUUCCGACUAUCGAAGCCGCCUUGGAAGAUAGCACCACUCGUCUUGAGGCCAAGCUGGAUAUUCUUGACACCAUUGUCGGUACGCAGAGGUACAUGGGUGGUAAGGAAUUCUCCCUUAUCGAUAUCUACUAUAUUCCUAUCGUGAACAUGCUCUAUACGGCUGGUAUGGGAUUCCUGUUUGACAAGCGCCCAAACUUGAAGGCUUGGUGGGGGAGUGUCUCGAGCAGACCUACUUGGACCAAGAUCCUCUCGUCCUGA
This is a messenger RNA of Aspergillus calidoustus, 639 nucleotides long. NCBI's taxonomy places the organism in Eukaryota, Fungi, Ascomycota, Eurotiomycetes, Eurotiales, Aspergillaceae. The record is from the annotation of a GenBank genome assembly.